Gadus morhua (Atlantic cod) is the source of this 2116-nucleotide messenger RNA. RefSeq names its product NK1 transcription factor related 2-like,b (gene nkx1-2b). Gene Ontology annotation, biological process: cell differentiation; regulation of transcription by RNA polymerase II. Lineage: Eukaryota; Metazoa; Chordata; Actinopteri; Gadiformes; Gadidae. Gene Ontology annotation, molecular function: RNA polymerase II cis-regulatory region sequence-specific DNA binding; DNA-binding transcription factor activity, RNA polymerase II-specific. The record is from RefSeq and is a predicted model, not a curated record. Gene Ontology annotation, cellular component: nucleus.
GCCGGGACAGACUGGGAAUGGGAACAGGGGAAGCGGCCCAACACACGGCGACUGGGACUGUCGGGAGUCCGGAGAGCGAAGACACAUUGGACGGCUCGAGUGCCAUGGAUAAACGAGCUUUCUGUCCCCCUGCUGUCAGAGACCCCAAGCCCGCAGAGAGCCACGCCGAGUCCCCCCGGGGCAGACCGGACCGGGCCGACCCCCCCCCGGGGCCGACCGGAUCGGGUCGGAGCGGACGGCGCGUUGCCCGCCCCCCAGCAGGCGUCAAUAGGCCCCACCGGACCAGCGGGUCACAGAACCACUUCGUUCUCGGUUCUGGAUAUUCUGGAUCCCAACAAAUUCACCAGUAACCGGAGACCCGCGAGCCACCGUCUGGACGCGGAGUUCGGCGCCGAGAAGCGGAGGAGGGGAGCGGGAGGAGAGAGCGAGGAGCAGCAGCCCGCCUCAGACCGCAAGAGCCGCGCGGAGGAGUACGACCCCAUCGUGGGCAGGAAGCCCGCGGCCGGGAUCCACAAGGAGGCCUACGUGUACAGGGGCCCCGAUGAGAACGAGUUCCAGCACCGAGCCCCCACUCCGGACUCAGAGGCCCCUGACGAGCCUUACAGCAGCGAGGAGAGCAACUCGGCCCCGCCCAGCGGGGGGGAGGAGGCCGGCCUCCACCACAUGGACCCGGCCCGCGACACCAAGAGCCCCGGGGGGGGGCCAGGCCCGGGGCCUGGCUCGCAGCAGGGGAAGCCCAAGAGGAAGCGCUCCGGCUCCGACUCCAAGUCGGGGAAGCCGCGGCGGGCGCGAACGGCCUUCACCUACGAGCAGCUGGUGGCGCUGGAGAACAAGUUCAAGUCGACGCGGUACCUAUCGGUGUGCGAGCGGCUGAACCUCGCCCUGUCGCUGUCGCUCACCGAGACGCAGGUCAAGAUCUGGUUCCAGAACCGCCGGACCAAGUGGAAGAAGCAGAACCCCGGGGCGGACACCAGCGCCCCCACCUCGGGGGGCGGGGGGGGCGGGGGGGGCAUGGGGGGCCUCAGCCCUCUGAGCCAGUCUCCCCCCAUGGGGGGCCACCUGUCCAUGCACGGGGGGGGCUAUGGUGGGCACCACCAUGGCCCCGCGGGGGGGCUGGUGCAGCUGCCCUUCCUGACCUCCAGCCACGCCGCUGUGCUCUCGCCCUUCAUGCUGGGCUCCCAGACCUACGGGGCCCCCACCUUCUACACCACACACCUGUAGACACGACCCGGGACCACCUUCUACUCCACACACCUGUAGACAUGACCCGGGCCCCCACCAUCAACCCCACACACCUGUAGACAGCACCACUUAGACAGAUAAAGAGGAAGCCCCACUGCCAUCGUUUCUUAGGCCUGACAACACAGCUGCCUUCUCCAUUCCAUCUUAUACACAACAGAAAACACCCCAAAAUAUCCCCCUGAUCUGUAACUCAUACAGGACACUGCAGCUCAGAUAUAGCAGGAUUAAGGAGAAUACACUUUUUAUAUGGAUAGGUUUUCUGUUCAUUUGGGUUUUCUGAUGUAGCACAAGACUUUCCCAAACACAACGGACUGCAUGUGGAGCCGCCAUAAUAAGGGCAAAACGGGAUUUAACGUUUUUUUAUGUCCGUUCACAUUUUGUCACUAAAUUCUACGGAAGGGAAAUGAUAGCGAUUCGAUCCGAUAAGUAAAGAAUAAUUUUCCUACCGAUGUUUUCCUUGAAAUUUGUUAUUUUAAUAGAUUGUGAAAUAAUAGGCCUACCUAUACAAAUGUAAAUAUGUCAAUGUUAGCUUUUAAAUGGAAUGCUACUUUAGAUUGAAUAACAUAAAUGUUGCUUUUAUUGUUUUGAAUAAUAAUGUUGAUAUUGAACGUUCAUUGUGGAAUGGCUUUCCCUGAUUUAAGUAGGCUACCAUGUAAUCUGCGACGAUUUCAAUUGAAAUAACUUUUGUUAUUUAUGAGAUUUGUUGCUAUAGUUUCCACAAACAAAUCUUAGUUGAUUGAUUCUUCAUCUGAAUAUUAUAUAGGUGUUUAAUAAAAAAUAAUAAAUCAUUACCUUCAGGUCUAAUAAGCCUAAUCUUUUAAUUACUCUAUCGAUUAAAAUGGGGGCUGGAAAUAUUCGACUGGGUUCUUAACAC